GGAGAAGAGAAUUAACCAGAACUGACAUGAGUGUUUUACAUUUAUUGAGUUCUGUUGAGGCUCAACCUCAGGAGAAAAACGGAUUUUUCUUCUGAGAGGGAUUCAGAACACAGCAAAAACCUGUCUUUGUGACUCUGGGAAUAUAAUACAGCUGAAGCUUUUCCAUCUCUGCUUUAUCCAGCCAUGCCUGGAGCUCAGCCAAAGGCAUGUGAAGACACUCACAAGUGUCUAGUGCCAUAGUUGGGAACUGAGUUCAGACAUUUCUCUCCAUUCUUUUCAGGAUCCUGCCUCAUGUGAAGCUGUGACAGGAUCAAGCCUGCAAACAAGAACAAAAGUCAAACUCUUCAGAUGUUGGAAAAAAAUAUGCAGAAAAGGAACAUUUCUACCACACAAAAUUUCAAAAUGUGGUGGGCACAGGGAUUGGAAAUUAUGAGGAUGUAGAGCAUGAAAGGAAUUUGAAACACCAGAAUGAUGACUAGUCCAGUGGGGAAUGCCUGUGAAUUACCUCUUACUCCUAGGACAAUGAUUGCAGAUGCAGGAUUGCUGAAUCACACAGUAACUCUACAGUCAUUCUAGGAGGUAUGAGGUAUCCUUGGUGGCCAGUGCCUCGUGAAAGCUUAGAAGCUGCAUAAAGCAGGGUUCAAGCGCUCCCUGAGGGCAUGGCUUGUAGUUUUCCACUCAUUAUGGAAUCAAACCUUGAAAGCCAGUGCCCAAGCUGAGCCCACUGCACUGCCCCGCCAGAGAGAAAGAAGAGCUCUGUGCUAGGUCUUAGAUUUCAAGAGCAAGCAAGACAGACAUGGCCCCUUCCUUCCUGGACCUGACAGUUGCUCCUUCUCGUCAUUUCCACCUAUGUAUUGCCUGGAAGCUGGAGACUGGAUCCCAUGGCCAGACCAAAGCCCAAAAGUAGGGAGAGGACUGACUCGCAGCCCUAUAGGACAAGGGGCCAAAGCCAUUAAAUGGGGUCUGUCCAUGAGAGCACUUCUUGUGACUGCGGCCUUCCCCCAGAUGUACCUAAUGCCCAACCAGCUUUGGGAGCUCUUACAAGUUUUCCCAAACAAAGCACAGUAACAUACAAAUGCAACGAAGGCUUUGUAAAAGUUCCUGGCAAGGCAGACUCAGUGGUCUGUCUGAAUAAUAAAUGGUCAGAGGUUGCAGAAUUUUGUAAUCGUAGCUGUGAUGUUCCAACCAGGCUACUUUUUGCAUCUCUCAAAAAGUCUUAUACCAAACAGAAUUAUUUCCCAGAAGGUUCCACUGUAGAAUAUGAUUGCCGUUUGGGCUACAUAAGGGACCAUUCUCUCUCAGGAAAACUAACUUGCCUUCAGAAUUUUACGUGGUCCAAACCUGAUGAAUUUUGUAAAAAAAAAUCAUGUGCUAACCCUAGAGAAAUAAAAAAUGGUCAUGUCAAUAUAACACAUGACCUAUUAUUUGGAUCGUCCAUCCAUUUUUCAUGUAAUACAGGGUACAAAUUAGUUGGUGCAACUUCUAGUUACUGUUCUCUUGCGGGAAGUACUGUUGAGUGGAGUGAUCCGUUUCCAGAAUGCCAAGAAAUUUUAUGUCCAGAACCACCAGAAGUUGACCAUGGAAUGAUUGAAGAGAAACAAAACAGUUAUGCAUAUAGACACUCUGUAACAUAUAAAUGUAUGAAAGGCUUCACCCUGCAUGGAGAGAGCUCUAUCUAUUGUACUGUAAAAGAUGACCAAGGAGAGUGGAGUGGCCCCCCACCUGAAUGCAAAGAAACUUUUCAAAUUUACAAAGUCACACCAGCAGUUCAGAAACCCACCAGAGUACAUGUUCCAGCUACAAAGUUCCCACCAACUCCUCAGAAACCCAGCACUGUAAAUGUUUCAGGUACAGAAGCCCCACCAACUCCUCAGAAACCCACCACUGUAAAUGUUUCAGCUACAGAAGCCCCACCAACUCCUCAGAAACCCACCACUGUAAAUGUUUCAGCUACAGAAGCCCCACCAACUCCUCAGAAACUCAUCAAAAUAAAUUCUUCAGCUACAAAGUCCCCAAUAGUUUCUCAGAAACCUACCACUGUAAAUGUUUCAGCUACAGAAGCCCCACCAACUCCUCAGAAACCCACCACCAUAAAUGUUUCAGCUACAGAAGCCCCACCAACUCCUCAGAAACUCAUCAAAAUAAAUUCUUCAGCUACAAAGUCCCCACUAGUUUCUCAGAAACCCACCACUGUAAAUGUUCCAGCUACAGAAGUCUCAUCAGCUCCUCAGAAACCUUCCACAGCAAAUGAUUCAGCCACAACAGCCCCAAAUUCCCCCAUAUCAAACACUGUCUCUACAGCAGCUCAGAAUCCCAUCAUGGCAAAUGCUUCUGCAUCACAGGCCACACCAACAACCCAAAGAUUCACCAUGGCAAAAUCUUCACUUACACAGAAUCUUAGAGCAACACAAAAGUCCACUGCUCUACAUACCCCAGUGACCAAGAGUCUCCAUGCAACACAAAGAUUGACCUCUGCUCAUGUUACAGCAACAAGGAGUCCAGCUGUUCCCAGGGCAACAACACGUUUUCAUGCAACAAGCCCACCUAAAGGAGGAGGAAGCUCUCCUUCAGUUGCUAGCAUCAUUGCAUCGGGUAAGUGUGGCUCUCUGGCAGUUAACAGAACUUGUCCUCGCUUUCGGACGUGUUAUCUAUGUUCCUGGAAAAUUAUAUUGUCUUUUAAGUGUCUUAGGAAUACUAUUAAAAUACAGUGUUUAUGGGUGCCAAAGAGAAAACAGGUAAAUGCAUUUUAUCGAUGUGUUUUGUACUACCAUCAGGUACUUGGUAUGUUCCUAAGUAUUCCCCACCAUGUUCUUGUUCCAAGGUAA
This is a messenger RNA of Balaenoptera ricei (Rice's whale), 2825 nucleotides long. RefSeq names its product CD55 molecule (Cromer blood group) (gene CD55). The record is from RefSeq and is a predicted model, not a curated record. Lineage: Eukaryota; Metazoa; Chordata; Mammalia; Artiodactyla; Balaenopteridae. The coding region runs from base 957 to 2825 and encodes 622 amino acids. The transcript has 11 exons.